Molecule: messenger RNA, 2382 nt
Organism: Lottia gigantea (owl limpet)
Lineage: Eukaryota; Metazoa; Mollusca; Gastropoda; Lottiidae
Exons: 18
Coding region: 1-1914 (637 amino acids)
Biological process (GO): intra-Golgi vesicle-mediated transport
Cellular component (GO): COG complex
Source: RefSeq, a predicted model, not a curated record
AUGGCCGACAAGGAUCAGUCGGACGUGUCAGCGAGUCAAACAAAUAAUCCUUUGACAAGGAAAUUAAAUAAGAUUCUUGAAACAAGGCUUGACAAUGACAAAGACAUGUUGGAAGCCCUCAAGGCUUUGUCUACAAUAUUUACAGAGAACAAUCUACGAUCCAGAAGAAAUUUACGAAGUGACAUAGAGAAGAGAAGUCUGGCCAUUAAUGAAGAAUUUUUACAGUCUUUUCAAGCUGUCAAAGAGCAACUGGACUGUGUUUAUUCUGAUGUAAAAGAAAUGAAUGAAUGUUGUCAGGACAUGACCAAUAGAUUAAAGGCAGCUAAAGAUCAGACCCAUGAUUUAAUCAGUCAGACUACAACUCUUCAUGCUGAAAGUCAAAAGUUACAGAUGAAGUCACAAGUGGCUGAUGCUUUUCUGAGUAAAUUUCAGUUAAAAUCAGAAGAAGCUAAGAUUAUCAGAGGGACCAGAGAUGGAGCUUUACAUCCUGAAUUUUUCAAGGCCUUAGCUAGAGUGAAACAAAUACAUAGUGAUUGUAAAUAUUUAUUACGAACCAACCAACAAACAGCUGGAUUAGAAAUAAUGGAAUCUAUGGCAUUACAUCAGGAAUCAGCUUAUGAAAGGCUUUAUAGAUGGACACAGAAUGAAUGUCGAACUCUGACAGGGGAUUCCCCUGAUGUAUCUAUUGUAUUAUGUGAUGCUAUGAAAGCAUUGUUAGAUAGACCUGUUUUAUUCAAAUAUUCAUUAGAUGAGUUUGGAACAGCUAGAAGAAGUGCUGUAGUUCGUGGUUUUAUAGAUGCUCUAACUAGAGGGGGACCAGGUGGCACACCACGACCUAUUGAACUCCAUUCCCAUGAUCCUCUACGAUACGUAGGUGAUAUGUUAGGCUGGUUACAUCAGGCUGCAGCAUCAGAGAAAGAACAUAUUCAAUCUUUAUUGAAAAAAUGUGAAGUACAAGAAUCUCAGAUAGAAGAUGUUUUAGGUCAUAUAACUGAGGGUGUCUGUAGACCAUUUAAGGUUAGAGUAGAGCAAGUAUUGGUAUCAGAACAAGAUGCUGUAACUCUGUAUAAACUAGAUAAUUUACUCAAAUUCUACCACAAUACAAUCAGACAAAUAGUAAAUAAAGAGGCUGCACUGUUAUCAACAUUGAGUGAAAUCCAGGGUUUAUCUCAUAGAAUGUUUUUUAACAGCUUAACUUGUAAUGCUAACAAACUUCUAGAUAGGGUUGAACUUCCACCAUCUGAUUUAGGACCAACAUCUUCCCUAACCCAGAGUCUACAGUUACUACGAGAUGUCCUGGCUUGUCAUGAUGCUUCAGUUGUACCUAUAGAUGAUAAAAAACAAGACUAUAAACAGAUAUUAUCAUGUGUUGUGGACCCCCUAAUUCAGAUGUGUUCAGUAUCAGCUAGUAGAUUAAACAGUAUAGAUAUGGCAGCCUAUAUGAUAAAUGGUAUCUAUUUAAUACAGUCAACAUUAGCUCUGUAUGAAUUUACUGAUACUAGACUAGAAAUGUUACAAGCUCAGAUUGAUGCCCAUGUAGACACCCUGAUCAGUGAACAGGCAGCGUUUGUAUUAAAUAGAGUUGGUUUAUCUUCUAUAUAUGGUACAGUACAGACACAUCAAACCAGCCAGGGCCCUCUAUCUAGUUUACAAGGUCUAGAUGGUAUCACUGUUAAAUCAGCUAUGAAUAAAUUUGACAGUUAUUUGGCCAGCCCUGAUAGUUUAGUGUUACCACAAUGUAGUCUGAUACUAAGUGCACUAGUAAGAGACAACAUGAAGAGAAGAGCUAUAGAUUUAAUUUGUCAGGCGUAUAAACAGAUGUACGAGGGUAUAUAUAACCCACAGAAUGAAUACCGAGAACCACAGUCUAUUGUACCGAGAACUCCAGACCAAGUUGUUAAAUUACUGUCUUAGAUUUGUUAUAGAAUCAGGAGGGGGUUGUUAUUUCCAGAGCUCCUGAACAAUUUGUUAGACUACUGCUAAAGGAUUGCAACAAAAAUUGUCUAUUUGACCUAGAACUCUAGAUCAAGUUGUUAAACUACUCUUAGAUUUUGUUAUAGAAAUUGUUUGGCAAAUUUUAUGGGAGGAAUUGGCAGAAGAGUGUGUGCCAGACUUCAUAUCUGUUGUACCUAGAACCCUGAAGUUAGUUGUCAAACUUCAGUCUAAAAGUAUGACAGAAAUCAUGGGAAGUGGGAAAUAAGACAAUGAGGGAUCUCUACCCCUAAAUGUGAAUAAAUGUUGUCAGGCUUUUAUUAAAAUGUGUAUAUUUUGUUAUAAAUGAAUUGUUUGGGAGAAUUCUCAUGUAUAAUAUUGAUUGGUAUAUAUUAUUUAUGAUGGGAGAUUUUUUUCGGAAAAUUAAUAAAACAUUAUUAAUUUGUUGCA